UGUUUCCUGAAUUUAAUCUUAUUUUGCGGUCUGAUUCUUCAGAUUUAAUACAUUAUCAAAAUGGACGAAACUCAAUUUACUGACAACGCCUUGAAGAUCAUCACCUCGGCACAACAGUUAGCUAAGGACAAUGCGCAUGCACAGUUACUCCCAUUACAUAUGCUUGCUGCCAUGGUUCCCAGCGAUGAUCCCGAGUCUACUGUGUACUUAAAGACGUUGAUCCAAAAGGGCAGAUUUGAAUGGCCCACUUUCGAAAGGACCGUUAACAAACAUUUGGUCAGAUUGCCUUCUCAAACCCCGGCUCCAGAUGAAGUCAGGCCUUCCUAUGCUGCUGGCCAAGUUUUGACCAGAGCCAAUAACAUCAAGGCUCAACAGAAAGACAGCUACGUUGCUCAGGAUCAUAUUUUGCUAGCUUUGCUCGAAGAUCAGUCUAUCAAGGAUAUCUUCAAAGAAGCUGGAAUCAAAGUAGAUGCUGUCAAAGCUGCUGCUAUAGAGUUGAGAGGAAACCAGAGAAUCGACUCAAGACAGGCUGACUCGUCUUCUACCUACGAAUUCCUCAACAAGUACUGUGAGGAUUUGACUGAAAAAGCCAGAGAAGGAAGAAUCGAUCCGGUUAUCGGCAGAGAAGAAGAAAUCAGACGAGUCAUCCGUGUUUUAGCCAGAAGAACCAAGUCGAACUCGGUCUUGGUUGGUGAAGCCGGUGUAGGUAAGACUUCCAUUGUGGAAGGGGUAGCACAAAGAAUCAUCGAUGGAGAUGUUCCUGGAGUGUUACAAAACUCAAGAUUGUUUGCCUUGGACUUGGGAGCAUUGACUGCUGGUGCCAAGUACAAAGGUGAAUUCGAAGAAAGAAUCAAGGGUGUUUUAAACGAAAUCGAAAAGUCGAAGGAGUUCAUCAUCUUGUUCAUUGACGAAAUCCACAUGUUGAUGGGCGAUGGAAAAUCUGACGCUGCUAACUUGUUGAAGCCAAUGUUGGCCAGAGGUACUUUGCAUUGUAUUGGAGCUACGACAUUCGUAGAGUAUCGUAAGUUUGUCUCUAAGGAUGGUGCAUUUGAAAGAAGAUUCCAAAAGAUAGAUGUUCCUGCUGCCACAGUCAAUGAGACGGUAGCCAUAUUAAGAGGACUUCAGCCCAAAUAUGAAAUCCACCAUGGGGUCCGUAUCUUGGAUAGUGCCUUGGUAGCUGCUUCUCAACUAGCAUCCAGAUACUUAACAUACAGAAACUUACCAGAUUCUGCCGUUGAUCUUAUUGACGAAGCUGCUGCUACCGUUGCUGUAGCUAGAGACUCUAAGCCCGAAGAAUUGGACAACUUAGAAAGACAGUUACAUCUUGUAGAAGUUGAAAUCAAUGCUUUGGAAAGAGAUGUCGAUGCCGAUGCCGAUUCUAAGGAUCGCUUAGAAUUGGCCAAGAAGAAGCAGGCGGAAUUGGAAGAAACUUUGGCUCCUUUAAGAGAAAGAUUCUCCGCCGAACGUGCUGGUCAUGAACAAUUAAUUUCUGCAAAGCGUAAGUUGGACGAAUUGGAAAUCAAGGCCCAGGACGCUGAAAGAAGACACGACACCAGCACUGCAGCAGAUUUAAGGUACUUUGCCAUUCCUGAUGUACAGAAGCAAAUCGAAGAAUUGGAAGUUAAAGUUGCUGAAGAGGAGGCUUCUAUUGGUCCAGAUGCCUUGUUGAAACAUGUUGUGGGUGCCGAACAAGUAGCUGAAACGGCAGCCAGAUUAACUGGUAUCCCAGUCACCAAAUUGACCCAAGCAGAAAAUUCCAAGUUGAUUAAUAUGGAAAAGGAGUUAUCUAGUGGUGUAGUUGGACAAUCAGACGCUGUUAAGGCUGUGUCCAAUGCCAUCAGAUUGACCAGAUCUGGUUUGGCCAACCCUAACCAGCCAUCUUCAUUCCUUUUCUUGGGUUUGUCCGGUUCGGGUAAAACAGAAUUAGCCAAGAAGGUUGCUGGUUUCUUGUUUGCUGAUGAAAGAGCAAUGGUAAGAAUAGAUUGCUCUGAACUUGGUGACAAGUGGUCAGCAUCCAAAUUGCUUGGUGCUGCUCCCGGUUAUGUUGGCUACGAAGAAGGUGGUAUCUUGACUGAAGCAUUAUUAAGACGUCCAUACUCUGUCGUUUUAUUCGAUGAGGUCGAAAAGGCAGCUCCAGAAGUGUUGACCGUGUUGCUUCAGAUCUUGGACGAUGGUAGAGUCACCUCCUCACAAGGUAAGGUAGUCAACUGUUCUAACUGUAUCAUCAUCAUGACUUCCAACUUGGGUGCUGAGUACAUCAAUGCCUCCAAGGGCUCCAAAAUCACUGCCGAAACGAAGGAUUUGGUUAUGGGCUCAGUCAGAGCACACUUCAGACCAGAAUUCUUAAAUCGUAUAUCUUCCACAGUCAUUUUCAACAGAUUGUCCAAGAAGGCUAUAGCCAAGAUUGUGCAAAUCAGAUUGAAAGAAAUCCAAGACAGGUUUGCUGCUAAUGGAAAGACUUUGACAUUAGAUGUAGACGAUUCGGCCUUGGAAUACUUGUGCAAAAAGGGAUAUUCUCGCGACUUGGGUGCCAGACCUUUGAACCGUCUUAUCCAAACCAAGAUUUUGAACCGUCUUGCCGUAUUGUUGUUGAAGGGACAAGUCAAGGACAAAGAAACAGCUCAUGUUACCAUGGGUGAAAAGGGAAUUGAAGUGUUACCAAACCACGAGCCUGAUGACGUUGAAAUGGGAGACUACGAUGUUGAAGACUGGGAGGACUCUGAUGACGGCGAUGAAGACUCUGAAGAGUUUGGCGCUGGACUCGACUAGCUCCUAACUUAAAUUACGAUAUUUUGUUAAUUGUUUGAUUUUUGUUCCAAGGUUAUAAAUUAGGGUAAUAAUAAUACAUAAUAUAAAUUUAU
This is a messenger RNA of Scheffersomyces stipitis CBS 6054, 2861 nucleotides long. RefSeq names its product ATP-dependent Clp protease ATP-binding subunit. NCBI's taxonomy places the organism in Eukaryota, Fungi, Ascomycota, Pichiomycetes, Serinales, Debaryomycetaceae. The record is from RefSeq and is a predicted model, not a curated record. The coding region runs from base 61 to 2769 and encodes 902 amino acids. Gene Ontology annotation, molecular function: ATP binding; ATP hydrolysis activity. Gene Ontology annotation, biological process: cellular response to heat. The transcript has a single exon. Gene Ontology annotation, cellular component: cytosol; cytoplasm.